Messenger RNA from Bacillus rossius redtenbacheri, 3760 nucleotides. RefSeq names its product nocturnin (gene cu). The record is from RefSeq and is a predicted model, not a curated record. The transcript is spliced from 6 exons. The coding region runs from base 2542 to 3690 and encodes 382 amino acids. Gene Ontology annotation, molecular function: 3'-5'-RNA exonuclease activity. NCBI's taxonomy places the organism in Eukaryota, Metazoa, Arthropoda, Insecta, Phasmatodea, Bacillidae.
ACAAAGACAAUCAUACGUCAUCGAGCGCUGGUAAAGACCCUGUCAUGCGGUUCAAUUUAUCUCCACAUAGAUUUGACAACAAAAUUUGAGAGGUGAUAAUCGUAAGAAAUAUAGCUUCAAAUUUUCUCCAUCAAGUAGACUUGAACAGAUAACCUCAAAUCCUAUCAAAGUUAAUGAUUGGUCUGAGUUAGCUGAAAAGUUUCAGAAUGUACUUUAUUAAGUUUUGGUUCGAAAUUUUUUUUUUAAAUUUUGUGAUUUUUAUGCAUUUCUUAAUUUUUAAAAGAUUGUAAAUUUAAAUCACAUUAAUGUUCGUUGCUCAAUAAAACGAAUAUUUUGCGAUCUUUAAAUGUUAUAUGUUAUAACCUCUUUUUUUUUUGUUCUCCCAUAUGUCUUUCGCCAUUUUAAAGAUUCGCAGUGACGCAAAAGUCCUCCAUUUACGUUUUAAUUCGGCACGAAUGCAUAAUUGCGUCAAACAUCCAGAAUAUUUUAGAAAAAUUCCUAUAUACAAUAUAUUUGCUGGAAGCUAAAAUCAUCAAUCUUGUCAAAAAAAACAUGGCUCCGCUAGUAACGUGCUCAGUGACGUCAUAAUCCUCCCAACAUUAUUUGUCCAUCUUUGUUGGAAGGUGUUGCAAGCGAAAGCUUGCCAGUGUGACAGGAAUUCUGCUCGUACAAUGCGCGGUCGCGACCGAUCUUUCGCUGAAGUCUCGCCCGUUAAGUAUUACAGUAAUUCCCGCCUGCUAAGGCUCUGAGCUUGUGCGCUUUUCCCUCGCGUCAGAUGUUUGUUUUCCUGCGGUUGUGACUUUUCUCUGGCCCUGCGUCAUGUUUUUUUUCUUCUUCUUUAGACGGCAUGGUGUGAUGAAUCACUUAUUUACAAAGCGAAGGCGAUCUUUCUGCGUCAAAUAGAAAAAAAAACUUUCAAUUUUGUUGUUGUUGUUUUUUCACCUCGCAUGGUUAUAGUGGGCUUCGAUUCAUUUGUUUGCCGACUCUGUGCUCAUAAAUUAGAAAAAUUUGUUUAAAAAAAUUAUACGUGAGAUGUAUUUCAGUUAUGUAUUAGUAGAGACCUGCAAAUUUCGCGUAUUCAUUCGGGGAUAGGCUAGAAUUCAAACACAUAUACCUCUUAGAUAAUUUUGCUAUUGGCUUACUGUUCACCUGGACGAAUCUCAACCAGUUAUAAACCCUCAACCAAAGAAGGAUCGAAUCACAGACAAACCAGCUGAGACGACUUACAAGUCGGCAGCCAAUGAACUUGCGUUAUUUGCCCAAAUGUACAGGGGUAUGUGCAGUCUAUCCUGAAGGCCAUCGAAACCGCGAAUUUUGCAGGUCUCUAUGUAUUAGAUUAGAUAUGAAAAUUAUUUUUUUACAUACUUGUAGGGAAGUUAUAAUCAUCUAAUUUGGUUGGAAUAUUCGCACAUUCAACGUCCACAAGCGUGUAAAUUUGGAUUGUUAAAGCUGCAGUACAAUUAUGGAAAUAAGUAAAAUAAUGUGAGUAAUUUGAUAAUAGAUGUAGUUGCUGGCACAAUCUCAGGAAAAACCAAUGGAUAUGGGGAGGAAUUAUUUUUUUUUUGCGAAAAAAUCUAAAGCACAUUAGGUUCCAGCAAGGAAUACCUCAGAUUUUUCUUCCUUGUAAUUGGCGGCCAUCUGCGAGAUAAGUCGUUGCCUUAUUUGACCGAGCCACUCAGGACUCGUUUGCUUCCGCACUGAAUUUCUGUGAUUGGUGUAACGACAGUAGACAUGCACCUGGAAAAAAAACCCUCACCCAAUGAUGAAACACAGACGAUGCUACAGUGUUAUAACUUACAGCUGGUCUCGAAAUCUCUUCGUGAAAAUCAGCAGCUGAUGCCGGAACAUCAGUAGCGCGACGGUGCUAUGCGAAGAUGACGAUGCAACAGAAGAAUAUCACAUCUUUGUAAAUAUUACUCGCGCGACAAGCAAAUAUAAAAUUUAUAUGUUUUCUGCAGUUACAUACCUACGCACCAAACAUACGACAACCAUAAAUGCUUGCAGGUUUUCGUAGUACGUAUGUUUCAGAGGGGUAGCAGGCACUAGGACGACAGUCCUUUCACCAAAAGUUUGGAGAAAAGACUUAAGGUCUAGUGCCUUUCGGUUUAAAGCCUGUUCCGUCUAGUGCCUUUCGGCCUAGUGCCUGUUCGAUCUAGUACAUUUGGUUCAAACGCCUGUUUCCAGAGUCAAGACAUAUUCCCAGCGAGAUGAAUUUUCAAGUUUUCGGCCUAGAGCCUUUCGGCUAAAUGACUUUCGGUGUAGUGCCUUUCGGUCUAAUGACUUUCGGUGUAGUACCUUCAGGCUGAAUACCCUUCGGUCGAGAAAUUUUCGGCCUACUGACGCGUCCCCGCAGGGCCGCCACACGUCCGGGCAGCGACUUCCCUCGCGGAGCGGAUGUGUUCCCGGCAGGCUGUGCGUCAACGCGCGAGUGAUUCACGGUCGCCGGAGUAGGGGGAGGAGCUAACUUCUUACGUACUCCCCGCGGGGCGGUGUUGGGGACUCAGUCGAUAGCGCGGCGCCGGGAGAGAGCGAGCACGAGCCAUGAAGGACAAGAUCACCUGCCCGAUGGGCAGCUUCACGUCGGCGCCCCGGAUCCCCAACGACGACACGCAGGACGCGGACGUGCGCCUGCCGGAGAGGAUGAGCCGGGACGAGCUGCUGGAGCGGUGCCGGCGCGAGCUGCGCGGCCUGCCGGCGCUGGUGAAGCGCGCCUUCCACCGCGCCGGGCGCCAGUUCGCCGACGCCGCGCCGGGCGGCCUGCGCCUGCUGCACUGGAACGUCCUCUCCAAGGGAUGUGAUGAGGCUGUGUCCAGUCCAAACAACAUUCGAGUUCUCCAGUGGAACCUUUUAUCACAAGCUCUGGGCCAGAUGAACGACAACUUCGUUUGCUGUCCAGACGAAGCGCUGGAGUGGAAAACCAGGAGGUUCCUCAUCGUCGAAGAAAUCAUAGAGUACAGCCCUGACGUGAUAUGUUUGCAGGAAGUGGAUCAUUUCAGCUUCUUGAAGACUAUUUUGGCGACGCAAGGCUACGAAGGAAUGUUUUUCCCAAAACCGGAUUCGCCCUGCCUGUACAUAAAGGACAAUAACGGCCCCGACGGAUGCGCAAUAUUCUACCGCAAGGACAAGUUUGAGUUGCUCAAGGCGGAGACGAGGGUGCUCGAAGUGUGGAGGGUGCAGAGCAACCAGGUGGCCAUCGCGGCGCUGCUGAGGGUGCGCGAGACGGGCCGGGAGCUGUGCGUGGCCACGACGCACCUGAAGGCGCGGAGCGGCGCCCUGCUGGCCGCGCUGCGCCACGAGCAGGGCAAGGACCUGCUGGGCUUCGUGGCGGCGUGCUGCGGCGGCCGGCCCGCCGUGCUCUGCGGGGACUUCAACGCCGAGCCGUCGGAGCCCGUGUACCGCACGCUGCUGGGCGACCAGCGCCUGCGCCUGGCCAGCGCCUGCACGCUGCUGCGCGGCGACGGCCGGGAGCCGCCCUACACCACCUGGAAGGUGCGCGAGGAGGGCGAGGUGUGCCACACCAUUGACUACGUGUUCUACGCCAGCGAUGCCUUCGCGGUGGACGCCGUGCUGCGCUUCCCCACCGGCGACGACAUCGGCGAGGGCCGCGUGCCGUCCUUCGCCUACCCGUCCGACCACUUCUCCCUCGUGUGCGACCUGAGGUUCGCCGACUCCCAGGCCACCUUGUCUUGAGAGCGUCCAUUACCUGUUUGUGUGAGAUUUAAUUUAUUUUUAUUAUCAAUAAAAUUAACAUUUACUUUUA